Molecule: messenger RNA, 2341 nt
Organism: Helicoverpa armigera (cotton bollworm)
Lineage: Eukaryota; Metazoa; Arthropoda; Insecta; Lepidoptera; Noctuidae
Product: carbonyl reductase [NADPH] 1
Exons: 2
Coding region: 98-931 (277 amino acids)
Molecular function (GO): carbonyl reductase (NADPH) activity
Source: RefSeq, a predicted model, not a curated record
UUGAUGUCAGUAAUUCUUGUUUUGAUUUGGUAAACGGCUGUCAGUUUUAAUAUUGCCUUGCUACUUUCGAGAAAUUAUAACAGAUAUUUUGUGAAAAAUGGCUACAAAAGUCGCAGUAGUAACUGGAGCAAAUAAAGGCAUCGGUUUCGCUAUAGUCCGCGGCCUUUGCAAGAAAUUUGAAGGCGUAGUUUACCUAACUUCGCGAGAUAUCGAACGCGGCAAAAAAGCGGUGGCCGAUCUCGAAAAAGAAGGUUUAAACCCUAAAUACCAUCAAUUAGACAUCACGGAUAAGAAGAGUAUUGAAGCAUUUAGAGAUUACAUUAAAGAAAAAUACGAUGGUAUAGAUAUUUUAGUGAAUAACGCUGCUAUAGCCUUCAAAAGCACUGCUACAGAAUCAGUUGCGGUUCAGGCCGAGCAAACUCUGUUCGUGAAUUAUUUUUCUCUGGUCUCAGCGUGUGAAACUCUGUUCCCUAUCCUGAAGAAUGGCGCUAGAGUGGUAAAUGUGUCCAGUUCUUGCGGCCAACUAGGUUUGAUACCGAGUAAAGAGUUGAGAGAUCAGUUGAAAGACGAAAAGUUGACGAUUCCAGAACUUUCGAAGCUAAUGCAACAGUAUGUAGAUGCAGCGAAAGUAGGUACCCAAGCUGCCGAAUGGGGAACUUCAUCGUAUGUGGUGUCUAAAGUUGGUGUAUCAGCACUCAGUAUUAUUCAACAGAGAAUGCUUGAUAGCAGAGAUAUAAAAGUAAAUGCAGUACACCCUGGUUACGUUGACACGGACAUGUCAUCUCACAAAGGACCGCUUUCCAUUGACGAGGGAGCUAUUGCACCUCUUUUCCUGGCUCUCGAUGCUGCAGACUCGGUCAAAGGCAAAUACGUAUGGUAUAAUAAGGACAUUGUGCCUUGGGAUGCUGAAAAACCUUUGCCUGUUGUUUAACUUGUUAUGUACUGGAACACAAGUACGGACACAAUUGAUUUUCUAUUCUUCUUAUAAUUGAGGUGUAUUUUGAAUGCUAGCUGUAGACCGCAACUGCAGUGACUCUCUCUUUCCAGCUAUUUAUCCCACAUGGGGGUGGGGUCAGCUUUCCUAAUUUGUCUUCUCCACUUCGCUCUAUCAACGACAUCGUUCUCGCAUUAUUAUUUUCAUGCAGUCACUGCAGUUAUAGUCUAGAUAUCUAAGGGCAACUGCACAUACUGCUGCCGCUUGGAUCCAAAACGGUUUCAUGUAAAUACAUACAAACCAGUAGUGCAGCUGCGGCCGAUUUAAUGCAGUUGCUGUAUGUAUGUUCGGCAGUUGGCAUUCAAAAUAUAUGUUUACUUUAUAUUAGCAGUUAUAAGCUCAACUAUGUACACAUGCAAAACAUGUUUCAAUUUAUAUGUAUUUUCAAGUAUUACUCUCUAUUAUAUAAUUUGGUAUUUAGUUGUUAAGAAGAUAAAAUAUUGUGAUAAAACAAUGUGAAGUGCAUAUCUAUCGAUGUACUAAAGAUUACAUUUUAAAUGACAAUGAUAAGUAUUUUGUUAUUAAUAACUAAAGAAAUUUAAAUACUCCAGCAUUUGAGAGAUUUUUUAGCUUUUAAAAAGUUUUGUAAAAGUAUUUUCCAAGUAUUCUUUUUAUAUUGGCUUCAGCCUAAAAUACACUUCCUAUUUAGUCUUUUUUUUCUAAGCUCAAAAAGGUGUUAUAAGAUGUUCAUGUAAUAAAUUUUGUUUUGUAAAUAAAGUUUCUUUUGUCAUUGCAUACUCAUCAUCACCAUCAAACUGGCCUUUUCCCAACUAUGUGGGGGUCGGCUUCCAGUCUAAAUAGAUGCAGCUAAGUACCAGUGUUUUACAAGGAGUGACUACAUACUAUAGUGUUCAAUAGAAACAGACAUCAUGCUUUGCUAAAACAAUGUCAAUAUUAGUUUUUUCGGAGCACGUUAAUGUCGGUCCUGCGCCUGAUCUCUCUCCGGUGGUGUCGGAUUGCCGUCCCAUCGCGCUAUGAGAGUGAAGGAAUAGUGAGUGCACUUGUGUCUGCACAAAUGCUUGUGCACUAUAAUAUGUCCUGCGCAGUUGGCUGAUCUCCUUAUAUGAGAAUAGCCGCCGUGACCAAGAUCGGCUAGGAGGACAUCAUCAUUAGUAUUUUCGAAGGAUAAUUAAAUAAAUAAAACAAACGGCUUGUUUCAUUAAAUACUUUAAUAGACUAAACAUUUGAUUACUUCUUAAACUACGAUAAGUUUGAAAACAAUUUGAUCGCUACAUUUCUUACAUCGACUUACAUCUACGUAUAUUAAAUUUUUGAAUUUCACUUAUCUACAAUAAUUCUAGUUUUUUUAAAGUCUGGCAACACCAUUUAUGAUUCGGGAGACAUACA